CCUUCAAAAGGUACGUUUUUGUCACCUAUUCUUUGGCAUUUAAUUAAAUCUUGUGUGGGAUAACUGUUUUUGGUUAAAUCGCUUGUUAUUGCAACGUGUUUGAAACAUUCAGUUUGAAUUUUUCCCUCUUCCUCUGUGUAAAACUUAGUCAUGUGAUAAUCACGUGACAUUUAUUGAACAAAAUGGUGGACGUAUAGUAAACAAAUACCCAGGCCUAUGUGAUAUUUUUACAAGAUAGCGAUGUCACGGCUCAGUUUUGGUAGUGAUGUCAGGGAAAAUGAGCACGCUUCCCUUCUCUAUGGAGAGAACGGAGACAUCAUUGACUCUAUUUCUUUGACGACGGAGAAGAAGGGCGUGACAUCCCGUUUAGCCUUCGCCAUUUUAUCAUCUAUCCUUGGUUCUUCUUUCAUCGUUGGGUUCAAUUCUGGUGUCAUCAAUGAACCGUCUGAGGUGAUCCAAGACUUCUACAACAGCACAUACUACAACAGAAAUGGAGAAUACAUGUCCUCCUCCCUUCUUACUCUCCUUUGGUCAUUCACUGUGUCCAUCUUCGCCAUCGGGGGCAUGAUAGGGGGACUAUCAGGAGGCUAUCUGGCCAACAGAUUUGGGAGGAAAGGUGGCCUUUUAAGGAACAAUUUUCUGAACUUGGUUGCAAGUGGCUUGCUCAUAUCCUCCAAGUUUGCCAAAUCAUAUGAAAUGCUCAUAGCUGGAAGGUUUGUGGCUGGACUUUGUUGUGGUAUAAACACAGCCAUAGUGCCCCUGUACCUGUCGGAGACAGCCCCGACCUCUAUUCGGGGAUUAUCAGGAACGUUUAAUCAACUAGCCAUCUGUUCUGGGACCCUCGUCUCCGAGAUUCUGGGUCUGGAACAUGUACUUGCCAGGGCGGAAACAUGGAAUUAUUUGCUGGGAUGCACACUUGUACCGAUGGUCUUCCAGUUACUCACUCUCACCUGGUGUCCAGAAAGUCCACGAUACCUUAUGAUAAACAAGGGCAAUGAGGACAUGGCAGAAAAAGCUUUGAUAUGGCUGAGAAAAGACAUUGAUGUCAGUGAUGAGAUCGAAGAAAUGAGAACCGAGAUGGAAAAGGCACAAAGGGCAGAAGAGUUCCACUUCACAGACUUGUUUAAGCGCCGAGAACUCCUCACCCCGCUGAUUAUAAGCCUGGUCCUACAGCUGUCUCAGCAGUUCAGUGGUAUCAAUGCUGUCAUAUUUUAUUCCACUCUGAUAUUUGAGAGUGCUGGGCUGAGCCAGCUCAAUGCGCAGUAUGCGACACUAGGCACAGGAGCUGUGAAUGUUGCCAUGACGUUUGUUUCGGCUAACAUCAUGGACAAGCUUGGUCGGCGGACCCUACACUUGAUUGGCCUCGGAGGGAUGUUACUGUUCAGUGUUGUCCUCUCAAUGGCCCUCAUCUUCAGGGACGAUGCUCCGUGGCUGUCAUAUGUCAGUAUUGUUGCAGUAAUGGGAUACAUCGUCUCCUUCGCCACAGGCCCAGGGUCUAUACCAUGGUUUUAUGUAGCCGAAUUAUUUGCUCAGGGACCAAGGUCAGCUGCGGUCAGUUUGUCUGUACUGACCAACUGGCUGGCAAACUUCACCGUUGGACUUUCAUACCCAGAAAUUCAUACUGCCAUCGCGGAUUAUUCCUUUUUCCCCUUCAUCGGAAUGCUGGUAUUUUUCUGGUUAUUCACCUUUUUUAAAGUUCCAGAGACCAAAGGAAAGACUAUUGACGAAAUAACAUCGUCAUUUAAGUCUGACCUUCACAUACAGAGUCCUGAUUCACGCCUGUAUACACGACUACCAGGGGGGAAUUACUCCUCUUGAUUAACACUGUAUGUUGGUGUACCAAAGCCACUGUGAUAGUUUGUAUGAUAUUAUUUUUAACAAAAACAUUGUAAUCAAUUUUUGACAUUUGCAAAUGAGUAUUGGGAUAACGCUUUCAUUCACAAAACAUUAUUCUUGAUUUCAAGUAUUACUGCCAUAAUCGUGUCUGAAGAAAAUACUUGAUGUGAUUAGCCUUCGAUGUGAUUAGCCUAUGUGCAAUAUUGUACCGUGUGCUUUCAAUAUUACGAAACAUAUCUACACUAUUAUCCCACAUACUUAGGGAGAUGUAAUAUGUACGAUACCGGUGUGCAUACUAAGGGUUGUGUUUAAAGUAAUAUGUGUGAUACAUGUGUGUUAGACAGCUAUUAGGUGAACUUUUAUGAAUUCAAAAGAAUGAACACUCAGGAAAAACCAUGUUUAUGACUGAGACCUAACGAAGAUAUUACAUUAGUUGGCAAUUCGUCUGGGACCGUUUCAUCACGUAUGAUACUGUAUGACAAUAGCUCGACUGGCCAGCAUUCCUUAUUGUACACUCAAGUUUUAACUUAUCAUUAAAUGAAUAAUACUUAAGUUUUUACAGAAGCGAUUCUUAUCUUUUGUGUAGCGUUGAACUUGUUUAUUUCUAAUUGUGUAUAAUUAUCAUACAUCAUAAGUGCAGCAGUUUAUACAUAUAGCUGUGAUAAAUUUGUGUUUCAGUGAUUGGUUGUAAUUAGGUCACAUGGUAUUCAACCUGUCCAAUACAUCUGAUCCUGUUGGCCAUUGCAUUGGUUCCCAGCGAUUUUUUGUUCAGACAUAUUCUAAUGAUUAUUAAUAUUAAUUUCUUUAACAUACAAAUCUGAUCCUAGUUGUGGUUUAAAGAUUAAUAGAACCUCUUGCCCCUGUGUGAUGUAGCAGAUAUCUCUUCCAGGGUGUUAGUUUAGAAGUGUAGCAUCAGGUUAAUUUACAGUUGGUGCUAAACCAAAAAUCUUAUUCCGAGUGUUGAAGGUGCUCUGUCCACAUCACACUCGGGCAACUGUUAUUUUCCUCCCACAAAAUUAAAUACAGCAAAUUAUAAUUGUGAACCCAAUGGUUCUUGAAACAUAUGUAAAGAUUUAUUGACAGAUUUCCCCCUACAUUGAAGGUGUGGCCGAAAAAUGUCCAACCCUUGGGUUGAUAUUGUUAGUUGUCUAACCCAAGGCUCUGUCUCGACAGACAGUUAACAAUAUCCCCCCAAAAGGACUUGGAGAUUUCUUUGUCACACCCUCCAGGUUAGGGAUAUCUAUUUUUCUCCCAUCAUUCGAUUUUAUUCAUGCAGAAUCUAGUUGUUCAAAUAUUUAAAAACAAUUAUACUGCAAAACAAUAUUGAUGUGAUGUGAUUGAAUUUUCGACGUGACAUCACUUGUUGCCUGCAGGUGCAAUCUGCCAUACCCUAAGGGUUGACAGAAAGGUUGACUCUGUGAACCCAUGCAGAUGGGAGAAAAUGUUAUCAUAUUGUGACUAAGUUUACACUGUAUGAAGUGGUAAAAAUCUUUUGUGAAUGAUGACAUUAUUUACAACUUUAUUACAAGGAUUUAUUAUUUGAAAAGUUGAAAUUAAUGAAAAUGAACACAAUUUAAGUUAUAAUUAGUUUUAUUACCAGAAUAUAUGUGUAUAAGAUGUAAAUGCAGACACAGAAAAAUAUUGUAGACGACACAUUUCAGCAAGAACCAGCUUGCAGUGUAUAAACUAGUAACAGACUACAACAUCAUGUCUGCUGUUCUAACUAUGGCCUAGGGUAGACCACUAACCUAUGUUUAUGUCACCAUAACAAAUAUUACAGCAGUUUUCAAAAUCUUAUCUCCAAAUUUAUUUUGUAGAUUUAUAAAAAUAUAACUGAAAAAUGUACAACACUUACUUUUCAUUAAACUUUUUUGUUUUUGUUUUCUGCCAGGAUGCUUAUUUUGAGGGACUUUCUAGAAAUAUGUCCAGAAAUAUGUUAAUAUAUUUCCUUUUUUGAAAUUGAAAUUCUUUUUUGAAAUUGAAAUUCUUUUCUGUAAACAUUGAAGCAUCAGUAGAAUCUGUAGAUUUGACAGUAAUGCUUGAGUUCUGUAAUGUCUCAUAUACAACUGUAAAGGGAUAUAGGUAAACUAACGAAUCACAAACUUGAUCUGAUAUUGGUAAUGAGACAUUUAAAACAAAAUCGAUCACCAUUAUAAAAUGAUUAACACCGUAUUAUGGUAAAGAGAUCGCUCCAUCUAAUCCCUUCUGAUCAACUGACCGUUAUCGCUCCAUUUUCUGAGGGAUAUGAGAUCCAUUUUCAACUGAAAUUAUUUCAUAUUUAAACCGAAUUCCCAAAAUUUGCAGUAAAAUUUCUUUCCCAAUUCAAUUUGCCAAUUUUCUUCCCAAAUUGAGACAAAAAGGCCCCAUUCCAAACAAAUAAAAAAAA
Molecule: messenger RNA, 4222 nt
Organism: Pecten maximus
Lineage: Eukaryota; Metazoa; Mollusca; Bivalvia; Pectinida; Pectinidae
Product: solute carrier family 2, facilitated glucose transporter member 1-like
Exons: 11
Coding region: 241-1818 (525 amino acids)
Biological process (GO): monosaccharide transmembrane transport
Cellular component (GO): membrane
Molecular function (GO): hexose transmembrane transporter activity
Source: RefSeq, a predicted model, not a curated record